Messenger RNA from Rosa rugosa (rugosa rose), 766 nucleotides. Its product is annotated as NADH dehydrogenase [ubiquinone] iron-sulfur protein 4, mitochondrial. The record is from RefSeq and is a predicted model, not a curated record. The transcript has 5 exons. Lineage: Eukaryota; Viridiplantae; Streptophyta; Magnoliopsida; Rosales; Rosaceae. Bases 114 to 578 code for a protein of 154 amino acids. Gene Ontology annotation, biological process: electron transport chain.
AAAAACAGAAAUUUGUUUAUUCGAGUAAAACUACAUCAAACAUAGUACUUCUCUUUUCACAUUUUCACAGAGCGCGCGAGUUUGGGUUCCUCCGUUGGUUCGUCAAAUCGGCGAUGGCGACCUCCCUGCAACGCAUCUCGAGCCACGCUCGUCUUCUCCGGACCGCUAUCGCUUCUGGGUCCAGACCAUUCUCGGCCGACGCUUUGGUCGAGUACCGGCCCGGCGAGAUCGGAAGAGUCUCCGGCAUCCCCGAUGAACAUCUCCGCAGAAAGGUUGUGAUAUACUCACCUGCAAGAACUGCGAGUCAACAAGGAUCAGGGAAAGUUGGCAAGUGGAAGAUUAACUUUGUGUCCACACAGAAGUGGGAAAAUCCAUUGAUGGGCUGGACUUCAACUGGGGACCCUUAUGCCAACGUUGGUGAUUCCGCACUCAGAUUUGACAGCGAAGAAGCUGCAAAGUACUUUGCAGAGAACCAUGGUUGGGAUUACGUGGUUAAGAGGCGGCACACGCCAUUGUUGAAGGUGAAGUUAUAUGCUGACAACUUCAAGUGGAAGGGCCUCCCUAAAACUGAGGCAUGAUUGGUCUCAGUGCUUUUCUUUUUCAGUUCCGUCUUAAGAGGGUGAUUGUGCAACAGAGCUUGCAGUUUUUUUUGUCGUAUUUCAUUGUAAAAGUCACUUGAUCGAAACAAAAAAUUCCUUGAUCAUCAUAUAAUAAACGGAAUUCAUGUUGUUAAGCUUCUUGAUCAAUGAAAAUCUCUUGAUUCCCA